Molecule: messenger RNA, 2904 nt
Organism: Toxotes jaculatrix (banded archerfish)
Lineage: Eukaryota; Metazoa; Chordata; Actinopteri; Toxotidae
Product: MICOS complex subunit mic25a-like
Exons: 8
Coding region: 292-1050 (252 amino acids)
Biological process (GO): cristae formation; DNA damage response
Cellular component (GO): mitochondrion; MICOS complex
Source: RefSeq, a predicted model, not a curated record
UGGUUUGUAAAAAGGUAAAGAAAUAACAGUGAUGCAACCGUUUUUAUUUUUGCCUGAACGCACAUGUAAAACACUCGUAGAUACACAGUUUUAUAAGUUAUUUUCUCGGUCCCUUUAACACACCAACAGGAAAUCAUGGUCCAUAAGAGGGGGAUAGUUUAAGAAGAAUCUGGCAACCGAUAUCCCAUCUGUCACAAAUUCUGUCAUUGGCAGGACACUAAUAUUAUUUCAUGUUAGUAACAUUAUUCUGCAGAAGGCCAUUAGCAAAGCUGUCACUUAACACCUUGAAGCAUGGGCUCGGGAGAGAGUACGACCAGAAAAGUGUCUUUUGGUGUCGAUGAUGAGGACAGAGUCAGGAUUCUUCGUGGAGUCAAGCUGUCAGAAGAUGUUCUUCAGAGGAUGAGAGGAGUAGCCAACAUCGCUCCAGAACGCACACCGUCAUCAGCCUCAAGCACCCAGAAAGACCCAGGUGUCUCUCGCAGUGCCAGCUCAAGCACUCGACCCCGGCAGAACCCACAGCACCGGGCCCAACCCAAUACCCAGUCCAAGACUAACAAGCCAGACUCCUACGCUAAGGAAGAACAGAGGAGGUAUGAACAACAGCAGGCAAUAUUCAAGGAGGAGUUGGCCAAGGUGGCACAAAGAGAGAGGGAGGCAGCGAUGCAGGAGAUGAUUAAAACUAUGAGCCGGGAAAGACAACACACUCACCAGGAGGCUGAGAAGUUCAAACAACUGGCUCAGCAGCUACAGAAGAAAGAUUCACAGCUGAAAGCACUGGAUGCCUUCUACAAGGAGCAGCUGGCACAACUGGAGAAGAGGAAUUUGGAAAGAUACGAACAGAGCAAGGACCAGUUCCACCAAGCUGCCUCCAAGACUGAAGCAAACGUGAGAUCUCGCAAUAUAGACCCGGUGUGUUCUGGCCUGCAGGCUCAGAUUUUAUCCUGCUACAGGGAGAACAGAGACCAGACCCUAAGGUGUUCAGACCUUGCCAAAGAAUACAUGCAGUGUAUCAAUGCUGCAAAGAAGAACCUGCUGGUCAACCAUGGAUGAAGAGUGGGAGGGAGAGGGUAAAAAGGUUACUCGACGAAGGCUUUUAUUUUGGCACUAAGAGCGGCACUUGUCGCAAUUGCUGUUUUGAAUUAUGAAAGCUGAUUUGCUGUUAGCAUGCCUUGUUUUUAAAACGUUCCUAUUUUGCUAUUUAUCUGCAGUAUCAUCUGUUAAAGUUGCUCUACUAUUCUGCACUGCUACAUUUAACGGGAAGGCUUUUGAAAGAGUGUGUAUUAGGUUCAUGGUCUGAGUCAGUACGCUUUCAAUUUAGUCAUUUAAAAGAUCGGCAGAAAAUAUUUCUAAGAUUGUAAAAUCAUAAAAAUACAGUCAGGGUCACUCCUCCAUCGGCUGAAUGGCAUUCAGUUGGAAGCGCUGCUGCUUCUGUGCAGAUGAAAAAGAAAGUAUUCCACUGUCUGAGCUGAAUCAGGUGCAUAGGGACCGUCCUUGUUUUCAGCACUGUCUGAAAGAGCUGAUGGAGUUGUAUCACGUUUAAGUUUUAUGGUUUUGUAUUUUUUUUUUUAAACAACACAGGAAUAAACUCAGGUAAUCCUGACCAUGACUUUAAUUCAUCACACCUGUGAUUUAUUAUAUGAUUUUAUUAAACCAUUCAAAUCUGGUUUCAUUCAUGUCUUUAGUCUUUCUACUCAACUACUACUCAGCUAGUUUCUGUGCUAAUUCAGCUUUAAUGUGUACGUUUCAUUUCAACUGAGUGAUUAAUUGAUUCCUCAGAAUAAGCCAAACCACCUUAAUUUCCUUUCAGACCACCUUUCAAAAUGAAAUGAUGGUGCUUCAUAGAACACGAAUGAAAAAAAAAAACCCUUUGAUUUGUUAGGUGGUUAGUUGGAGCCUGACACCAACUACGCUACACCGUUGAAUCUUCUAAUAGUAAUGCAUUGACUGCCGCGUGCCACUCCCUAAUUAAGCACCUUAGACGGAGCAUUUUAAAUUCAGACUACAAUACAACUCAAGCUAUGAAAUGGUAGCACUGACAACCAUACUGCAACUGUUAGUAACUUUUUUCAAUAAAUUAACCGUAAGUUUGAGAUAGUCUAAGAGUUCUGAAACAGCCUGACAGAAGGGAAGUCUCUACAGAUGUGGUUUAUUCAGGAUUCUGUUUAACAAAAAAAAAUCCAUCAUGAAGACCUGAAGAGCAUCUCAUUGAGCAUCAGUAGUCAUGUUUGCAUCCAAGUGUGAUGCAAAACUGAACAGACGUACUAUCACUACUGCUGUGUGAAUAUUAGGAGUUGGUUCAUUGAGAUGAACAGGUGGUGGUACUAAUCCUCCAGUCGGUGCCAUUAAACCAUUGCAGAAGAAAAGAACACAGUGAGAUGACGUGAUUAAAAGAGCUCCAGUCAAAUGGUGGAAAACAAUGUAGAAAACAUAAUGGAAAUAUGGCAUGUUUAUUUGUGUCAUGUCUUAUUUCAGAGAGUGUUAUGCCGUCCUCAUCACUCCAAACUGAUCUGAUUAUUUCAUCUGUCGUUAUUUUUUGUCUCUUUAGUCAAAUGCUACAUCGACAUCCUAUUUCUUUUGCUAAAUUUGACCCCAUUGCACUUUGCUGGCUUUUGUUUUUAUCAGUACACAAACGUUUCCACCUCAGACAAGCGCAAACGUUUUUUGCUUUUUUUUUUCUGCAUUUCAGCUCAAGUUGCAUAAUUUGGAAAUGCGAAUACAAACAGGUGGAUGGGAAUGCACCUAUUUAUUCCCUGAAUGAAGAUAAGAGAAGAAGUGCAGCAGAGUAACAAAAGUAUGACGACACUGACCAAACUUGAACAGAGAAAAAAGCUGUCACUCAGACACUGAGAAAUAAUUAUUGGUACUAAAUGAGACCAUGUGAAUGUGUCCGUUAAUAAAAUGUGU